Messenger RNA from Acanthamoeba castellanii str. Neff, 444 nucleotides. RefSeq names its product solute carrier family protein. The coding region runs from base 1 to 444 and encodes 147 amino acids. Lineage: Eukaryota; Discosea; Longamoebia; Acanthamoebidae. Gene Ontology annotation, cellular component: membrane. Gene Ontology annotation, biological process: transmembrane transport. The transcript has 5 exons. The record is from RefSeq and is a predicted model, not a curated record. Gene Ontology annotation, molecular function: transmembrane transporter activity.
AUGCUCGGCAUGUUCGGCUCCGGCCUCAACAUCGUCCAAUCGGUCAUCCUCGAACGAGACACGCUCGCCCACAUCGAAUGGAAUCUGCCCAUCGUGGGGCUGCUGGUGUCGUUUAGCCUCUGCCUGUUCGCCAUGUACUCGCUCACGCCCUACAUGCUCCUGUGGACCGGCGCCACGCUCUUCAACCUCUCCCUGCUCACCUCCGACGCCUAUGCCAUCAUCGCCGGCAUCUUCUUUUUCAGCUACGUGCCGACGUACCUCUACUUUGUGUCGUUGGGGGCGAUCGUGGCCGGCCUGGUGCUGUACAAUGUGCGCCUGGCCACCACCACCGAUGCUGGCGCGUUGGUAAUCGACGACGACGAGGCCGAGGGGGCCGCGCGACGAGAGCCCACAGAGAUGGACGACGUCCUCCCCCAGACCUCGCCACCAGCACCAGCAACGUAA